Messenger RNA from Penicillium canescens, 1404 nucleotides. It is a transcript of the gene nimX, whose product is annotated as cyclin-dependent serine/threonine-protein kinase CDC28. The record is from RefSeq and is a predicted model, not a curated record. Gene Ontology annotation, cellular component: cyclin-dependent protein kinase holoenzyme complex; cytoplasm; nucleus. Bases 85 to 1065 code for a protein of 326 amino acids. Lineage: Eukaryota; Fungi; Ascomycota; Eurotiomycetes; Eurotiales; Aspergillaceae. Gene Ontology annotation, biological process: protein phosphorylation; regulation of gene expression; regulation of G2/M transition of mitotic cell cycle. Gene Ontology annotation, molecular function: ATP binding; cyclin-dependent protein serine/threonine kinase activity; cyclin binding. The transcript has 5 exons.
CACAUUCAUAUUCGCUGAUUUCCUGGGGGAAUUUGGAGCUUGCGGUACUCGAGCUCCCACGCAGAUCCACAGAAUAAGGAUCGAAUGACGGUCACCAUGGAUAAUUAUCAGAAGAUUGAGAAAAUUGGUGAAGGAACCUACGGUGUGGUCUACAAGGCCCGCGAACUGAACCACCCCAACCGUAUCGUUGCCCUUAAGAAAAUUCGCCUCGAAGCCGAAGAUGAGGGUGUGUCCAGUACCGCCAUUCGCGAGAUUUCGCUCCUGAAGGAAAUGAAGGACCCCAACAUUGUCCAGCUGCUGAACAUUGUCCACGCCGACGGCCACAAGCUUUACCUCGUCUUAGAAUUCCUCGAUCUUGAUCUUAAGAGAUACAUGGAGGCUCUUCCUGUCAGCGACGGUGGUCGGGGCAAGCCCUUGCCUGAUGGAUUCAAAGCCGGCACCAGCCUCGGCCUGGGUGAUGCAAUGGUCAAGAAGUUCAUGGCUCAGCUCGUUGAGGGCAUUCGCUACUGUCACAGCCACCGCAUUCUUCACAGAGAUUUGAAGCCCCAGAACUUGUUGAUUGACCGUGAGGGUAACCUCAAGUUGGCCGAUUUCGGUCUGGCACGCGCAUUCGGUGUUCCCCUCCGCACUUAUACCCACGAGGUUGUCACAUUGUGGUACCGUUCUCCAGAGAUUUUGCUCGGUGGUCGCCAAUACUCGACUGGUGUUGACAUGUGGUCUGUGGGUGCUAUUUUUGCAGAGAUGUGCACUCGCAAGCCUCUCUUCCCCGGUGACUCGGAAAUUGAUGAGAUUUUCAAAAUCUUCCGUAUCCUCGGUACCCCCGGCGAAGACACCUGGCCCGGCGUCACCUCGUUCCCCGACUACAAAGCCACUUUCCCCAAGUGGAAGCGCCCCGAUGUUGAGAUCGUACCUGGACUGGAGGAAGCUGGCUGUCAGCUUCUAGAUGCCCUGCUUGAGUUUGACCCGGCUCACCGACUGUCCGCCAAGCAGGCCUGCCAGCACCCAUACUUCCGUAACGGCAGCUCAUACUACUCUGGCCGUGGCCAGCAGAAUGGUUUCCACUAGGAUGAUAACGAUAUCCCGUCUUCUGUGUAAUGACAGGAACCCCGGGCUUUAUUUCUUUUAUGUGCGGCGUUCAACGGGGAGUGACAUGGAGGGCGGGCUUACUGGAUGUUACGAAAGUGCUUUAGUGAAUACAGGCGUACAUACCCCUUCUAGCCCUGUAAGCAGGCUUGAGUUAAACCGAUGUGACGGUGUCAUCUGAAUAUCAGCCUCUGGGUCUUUCAGCCUCUCUUCCCGUAAUGGCAAUGCAAGGGCCCAAGAGCGCGACCUCGUGUCAGCGCUGCGCCCCGUAGAAUCUUGGAAUGAGAAUACCUUAGUUGCACCGGGACCUGACUAUUUCCU